Molecule: messenger RNA, 2215 nt
Organism: Macroventuria anomochaeta
Lineage: Eukaryota; Fungi; Ascomycota; Dothideomycetes; Pleosporales; Didymellaceae
Product: glycoside hydrolase family 13 protein
Exons: 1
Coding region: 256-2022 (588 amino acids)
Biological process (GO): oligosaccharide catabolic process
Molecular function (GO): alpha-amylase activity
Source: RefSeq, a predicted model, not a curated record
CGCGUGCAGCACCGACUUCUUAAGGCGAUCUGUAGCUCUGCGACAGGGCAUGGCUAGCGCCGCGAGUCGCUCAAAUGCAUUCUACAUUUGAACCUCUUCCUCAGGCUUCUCAAUCAACGGUCCUUACUCUCCAGGCGUUGCUCAAAAGCCCGCCAAUCGUUGCUCGCGAUCUACCUGGGGCCGCAUCACUCUCUAUUACCUUGCAGUAUAUACUGUGCUAGCGAAUUCCUACAGGGUUGACGGACUCCAGGCAGCAUGUCGCCUCAGGCUGACCCUCUAUACCACAAACGCGUCUGGUGGAAAGAGGCGACCUUCUACCAAAUCUACCCAGCAAGCUUUAAAGACAGCAAUGGCGAUGGCUGGGGUGACAUUCCAGGAGUCUUGCAGAAGAUUGAGUACAUUGCAUCGCUAGGCGUAGACGUGGUCUGGUUAUCGCCGAUGUUCGAUUCGCCUCAAAUUGACAUGGGCUAUGAUGUCUCAAAUUAUGAGGAUGUAUACGCACCAUACGGCACAGUCAAAGACGUCGAAGAAUUAAUCGUAGCGUGUCACAAGAAUGACAUGAAGCUCAUCCUGGACUUGGUAGUCAACCACACAAGUGACCAGCAUGUUUGGUUCAAAGAAAGCAGAAGUUCGAAGGACAACCCUAAAAGAGACUGGUACUUCUGGCAGCCUGCACGCUACGAUGACGAAGGAAACCGCGUGUCUCCCACCAAUUAUCGCUCGUACUUCGCAGGCGGGACCUGGACAUGGGACAAGCACACUGAAGAGUACUAUCUGCAUCUCUACGACAAAUCCCAGCCAGACCUAAACUGGGAAAAUGAAGAAUGCCGCAAAGCCAUAUACGACUCAGCAAUGCGCUUCUGGUUGGACAAAGGCAUCGACGGCUUUCGCAUCGAUACGGUCAACAAAUACUCAAAAGUCCUUCCCUUUACCGACGCAAUCAUCGCCGAUCCCACAUCCUUCACGCAGUUCGCGCCGGAGAAGUGGUGCAAUGGCCCGCGCAUCCACGAAUUUAUCAAGGAAAUGAACACAGAAGUGUUGAGCCACUACCGCACAUACGACGGUCUCCCUCUCGCCACAGUCGGCGAACUCUCGCUCUGUCCCAACCCCUCAGACGUCAUUCCUUACGUCUCAGCACGGGAAAAGGAGCUCGACAUGGUCUUCCAGUUCGACAUCACACACCUCGGCCAAGGCCCACCGGGCGGAACAUCCAAAUACGACAUCGCUUCAUGGACGCUUCCAGAAAUGAAGCGCAUCGUGUCGAAAUGGCAGACCUUCAUCGACGGCACUGACGCAUGGACCACCGUCUUCAACGAAAACCAUGAUAACGGCCGCUCCAUCUCGCGGUACGCAAACGACGCACCAGAAUGGCGCGAGAAGAGCGCCAAGAUUCUUGCUCUCUGGCUCGUUGCGCAGAGCGGCACGCUCUUCCUGUACCAGGGCCAGGAGAUCGGGAUGAUCAAUGCGCCUGAGCACUGGGAUAUCGAGACGGAGUACAAAGACGUGGAGAGCCAAAAUUACUGGGCCGAGGUUGUGAGGCUGGAUGACAAUGGCACGGACCCGGGGAGGAAGGAGAGGAUCAAGAAGGGCUUACAGCUUUUGGCGCGUGAUCAUGCGCGUCUACCGUUCCAAUGGGACAACACACCAAACGCGGGGUUCUCGAGGGAAAAGCCGUGGAUGAGAGUACAUGAUCUUUAUCCCGAGAUCAAUGCCAGCUCCCAGGAAGGGGAUCUGCAGAGCGUGUUGAGCUUUUACAAGCAGAUGCUCAGACUGAGGAAGGAGCAUAAGGAUGUCUUUGUGUACGGAACUUUUGAGCUUUUGGAUCCGGAAGGCAAGGAUACGUUUGUGUAUCGCAAACGAUAUGAGGGGAAGACGGCGGUGGUGUUGUUGAACUUCCGUCUUGAAGUUCAGUGUUUGCCAACAAAAGAGAUUGAGGGCAUGGAGAUGCUUGUUAGCUCGUAUGGGAAGGUUGUGGGAGGGCCUUUGCAGCCGCUUGAGGGGAGAGUGUACAUAAACUACUAGUCGAGACGUUCGGCAUGUCUACUUCAUGGAGUAGGUAUGCAACAUUCACUCGCUUCACAAGCGGGCACUCCCCGAGUCUCGGUACGACAACGCUGUAGACGCUCCUCGGUGUACAGUGGUAGUGCAAUUGACGUUGCCAGCCUUUGCCAGCUUCUCUAAGGCAUAUGCAAAACGGCAAACUCGAUAUGUAGUC